This is a messenger RNA of Malurus melanocephalus (red-backed fairy wren), 15426 nucleotides long. It is a transcript of the gene TNRC6B, whose product is annotated as trinucleotide repeat containing adaptor 6B. The coding region runs from base 360 to 5774 and encodes 1804 amino acids. The record is from RefSeq and is a predicted model, not a curated record. Gene Ontology annotation, biological process: positive regulation of nuclear-transcribed mRNA poly(A) tail shortening; miRNA-mediated post-transcriptional gene silencing. NCBI's taxonomy places the organism in Eukaryota, Metazoa, Chordata, Aves, Passeriformes, Maluridae. The transcript is spliced from 25 exons. Gene Ontology annotation, molecular function: nucleic acid binding. Gene Ontology annotation, cellular component: nucleoplasm; P-body.
CCCCGUGUGUUUGGGUUCGUGCUCCUCGGGGGAGGGAGAGACGACGGCGAGGAAAGUUUGGUUUUGGCUUUUUUUUCCCCCCCCAGUGGUGUUUUUUUGGCGGGGCCGGCGGAGAGGGGGGAGACGCUUUUCGCAGCUUCUUCGCCUUUUGCUUCCUGGGGUUCGUGUUUCCCGGGCGGGCGGAGCCGCCYCCGGCACUGAGAAGAACGGGGGCUCAGCGCACCGCGGCAGCGCCUCGGCGGGUUUCGUUUUUGCACUGAAUGUAGCCAGGACGGAUCCUUGUGGGCUUUGGCAGCCCUUGGAAACUGUCAAAGGCAGUAUUUUGCAUUUCUGCAGAGCUUUGCACAGAUCCUGUUCCCAUGCAAACCGAUGAGGGAGAAAUACUGGAGGAAGGCAGUCCCAAGAUGGAACAUGAGGAUUUUGUAAUGGAGGGGCAUGGCAAGACUCCACCUCCUGGUGAAGAAAACAAACAAGAAAAGGAGCAAGAAAGGGAAGAACAGUUAAUGGAAGACAAGAAAAGGAAGAAGGAGGAUAAGAAAAAGAAGGACUCUGCUCAGAAGGUCACAGAUCAAAAAACCAAAGUGCCCGAAGUGACGAAACCAAGUUUAAGCCAACCAGUGGCUGCCAGCCCAAUUGGCAACUCUCCAUCGCCACCAGUCAAUGGUGGCAACAAUGCCAAAAGGGUGGCAGUGCCGAACGGACAACCGCCAAGCGCCGCCCGCUACAUGCCUCGGGAGGUGCCGCCGCGAUUCCGUUGCCAGCAGGACCACAAAGUGUUACUGAAACGUGGGCAGCCCCCUCCUCCAUCCUGUAUGCUCCUUGGGGGUGGAGCAGGGCCUCCCUCCCCAGCAGCACCAGGAGCAAACCCAAACAACGCACAAACAGUGACAGCACUGCUGCAGAGCGACAGUGGGACUGCAACAGAUUCAGCAAUUGGAGGUGCUGCUGCUUCAAAUUAUGCAAAUUCCACUUGGGGUCCUGGAGCCUCCUCCAACAGCGGCACCAACGCCAACCCAACUCACAUCUGGGACAAGGUGAUUGUAGACGGGUCUGACAUGGAAGAGUGGCCUUGUAUUGCCAGCAAAGAUGCUGAGUCUUCUUCCGAAAACACCACCGAUAACAACAGUGCCUCAAACCCUGGCUUGGAGAAGAAUGCUCUGCCAGGAAGCACCACUAGUAACAAAGGAAAAGGAAGCCAGUGCCAGUCCGGAAGCGCUGGAAACGAAUGUAAUCUUGGGGCCUGGAAAUCUGAUUCCAAGGCUAAAUCUGUUCAAUCUUCCAACCCUGCUGCCGAGAGUAACAAUGGACUAGGUAAUUGGAGGAACUUGAGUGGACAAGAUAGAAUCAGUCCUGGUUCUGGCUUCAGCAACUUUAACCCAAAUAGCAACCCAUCUGCUUGGCCAGCACUGGUUCAAGAGGGCAAUUCUAGGAAAGGGAGUCUGGAAUCUGAUAGUGGUAGCUCCAAUGCACAGAUUAGCACAGUAGGUCAGACCUCUAGGGAACAGCAGUCAAAGAUGGAAAAUGCGGGUGUUAAUUUUGUCUCUGGCAGAGAACAGGCUCAACUUCAUAACACUGAUGGACCAAAAAAUGGAAACACUAACUCCUUGAACUUAAGUUCACCAAACCCUAUGGAGAAUAAGGGAACGCCCUUUGAAAUGGGCUUGGGGAACCCUUCCAGGAGCACUGACAACCCUUCUCAAAGCACUGGAGAAAGAAAGACUGGGAGUGUUGGAUCUUGGAGUACAGCUAGGGGGUCUUCUGGAACUGACACAGUCUCUGGGCAGAGCAAUUCUGGAAACCAUGGGAACAAUGGAAAGGAUAGAGAGGACUCCUGGAAAGGAGCUUCUGUUCAAAAGCCUAAUGGGUCAAGAAGUGAUUCUUGGGAUAACAAUAACCGGUCUACGGGUGGUGGGUCUUGGAAUUUUGGCCCUCARCAUGCAAAUGAAAGCAAAUGGGGUGAAGGGAACAAAUUAACAUCUGGGGUCUCUCAGGGAGAAUGGAAACAGCUGUCUGGGUCUGAUGAACUGAAGAUUGGAGAGUGGAGUGGUCCAAACCAACCAAAUUCUAGCACUGGAGCAUGGGACAAUCAAAAAGGCCACCCUCUUCCUGAAAACCAAGGCAAUUCCCAGGCUCCCUGUUGGGGAAGAUCUUCCAGCUCUGCAGGAAGUGAGGUUGGAGGUCAAAGCACUGGAAGCAACCACAAAGCAGGAAGUAGUGACAGUCACAAUUCUGGACGCCGAUCGUACAGGCCUACACAUCCUGAUUGCCAGGCAGUCUUGCAGACUUUGCUGAGCAGGACUGACUUGGACCCCCGAGUGCUUUCAAACACCGGCUGGGGCCAGACUCAAAUUAAGCAAGAUACCGUAUGGGAUAUAGAAGAGAUGCCACGGCCCGAGGGGAAGUCUGAUAAAGGAACUGAGGGGUGGGAGAGCUCUGCCACACAGACAAAGAACUCAGGGGGCUGGGGCGAUGUACCCAGCCAAAGCAAUCAAAACAAGUCUGGAUGGGGUGAGCUCUCAACCCCAACGGAGUGGAAGGAUCCCAAAACUACUGGAGGAUGGAAUGAUUAUAAGAAUUCCAAUUCUUCUAAUUGGGGAGGAGGAAGGCAAGAAGAAAAAUCAUCUUCUUCUUGGAAUGACAGCUCUACUAAGGAGCAGGGGUGGGGUGGACGGCAAACUAAUCAAGGAUGGUCUUCUGGAAAGAACGGUUGGGGAGAGGAAGUUGACCAAACAAAAAACAGCAACUGGGAAAGUGCAGGAAAUAAGCCAGUGUCUGGUUGGGGUGAAGGUGGGCAGAAUGAGAUUGGAACUUGGGGUAAUGGUGCAAAUACAAGCUCUGCUUCAAAGGGUGGAUGGGAUGAUUGUAAAAGAACUUCAACGUGGAAUGAGACGGGUCGACAGCCCAACUCCUGGAACAAGCAGCAGCAACAGCASCAGCAGCAACAGCAGGAGUCUUCUGGUUCCUGGGGUCCACCGCCCCAAACUCCAGGUAAUGGGCGACCUCCAAACCCAAACUGGAACAGCGGACCACAGCCAGCUGCCCCCAAAGAGGAGGAGCCUAGUGGCUGGGAAGAACCUUCUCCACAGUCAAUCAGUCGAAAAAUGGACAUUGAUGAUGGCACUUCAGCAUGGGGAGAUCCUAGCAGUUACAACUACAAGAAUGUGAAUCUGUGGGACAAGAACUCACAAGGAGGACAGGCCCCACGGGAGCAGAGCCUGCCUACUCCGAUGACUAGCAAAUCACAAGCAUCAGUCUGGAGCAAAAGCACUCCACCUGCUCCAGAUAAUGGUACGUCCGCUUGGGGUGAGCCAAAUGAAACCAGUCCCGGGUGGGGUGAAGUAGAUGAUACAGGAGCAUCGACUACAGGCUGGGGGAAUGCACCUUCCAACGCCCCGAAUGCCAUGAAAUCUAGUUCUAAAUCUAUGCAAGAUGGCUGGGGAGAGAGUGAUGGGCCAGUGACAGGAACACGUCAUUCCAGCUGGGAAGAGGAGGAGGAGGGAGGAGUCUGGAACACAGCAGGCUCUCAGGGAAGCAAUUCCUCCCACAACUCAACAAGCUGGGGGCAAGGAGGAAAGAAAACACAAAUGAAGUGCGCAUUAAAAGGAGGAAAUAGUGAUUCGUGGAUGAACCCUUUAUCCAAACAGUUUUCAAAUAUGGGCUUGCUAAGUCAAACCGACGACAUUCCAGUCAGUAAGAUGGACUUGUCUGUAGGUGGUCUCCCAGAUAAGAAGUUUGAGGUAGAUAAACGAGCUAUGAAUCUCGGGGAUUUUAAUGACAUGAUGAGAAAGGAUCGAUCUGGGUUCCGUCCACCUAAUUCCAAAGACAUGGGAACCACAGAGAGUGGGCCUUAUUUUGARAAGGGUGGCAAUCAUGGUUUGUUUGGAAACAGCACAGCACAAUCGAGGGGCAUGCACACACCAGUGCAGCCACUAAAUCCUUCCCCCAAUAUCCGGGCUCAAGUGCCUCCCCAAUUCCUUUCUCCCCAGGUUUCGGCCUCCAUGCUCAAACAGUUUCCCAACAGUGGCUUGAAUCCUGGUCUUUUCAACAUGGGCCCCCAGCUUUCUCCACAACAGAUUGCCAUGCUGAGCCAGCUUCCACAGAUUCCCCAGUUUCAAUUAGCAUGUCAGCUCCUCCUUCAGCAGCAGCAGCAGCAACAGCUGUUACAGAGCCAGAGAAAGUUAUCUCAAGCUGUGCGACAACAGCAGGAGCAACAGAUUGCUCGUAUGGUGAGUGCCCUCCAGCAGCAGCAGCAGAGGCAGCCUGGCAUGAAGCAUUCACCAUCCCACCCUGUUGGGCCUAAGCCACAUUUGGACAGCAUGGUACCGAACCCUCUGAAUGUGGGUCUCUCAGAUUUACAGACCAAAGGGCAAAUACCUGGAUAUGGUUCAGGUGGCUUUGGCUCAAGUGGCAUGGAUUAUGGCAUGGUGGGAGGGAAAGAGGCUGGAACAGAAUCCCGCUUUAAGCAGUGGACUAUGAUGGAAGGGCUGCCCUCUGUGGCUUCACAAGAUGCCAAUAUGCACAAAAAUGGUGCAAUAGUGCCCCCUGGAAAGACUCGUGGAGGAUCGCCCUACAACCAGUUUGACAUUAUCCAGAGCGACCCACUCAGCAGCCAUGCAGGCCCUGCUGGUGAUAGUUGGUUACCUGCCAAAUCUCCACCAACAAACAAGAUCGGAAGUAAAUCCAGCAAUGCCAGCUGGCCUCCAGAGUUCCAACCAGGAGUGCCAUGGAAAGGUAUACAAAACAUUGACCCUGAAUCUGACCCCUAUGUGACCCCUGGAAGUGUGCUGGGGGGGACAGCCACAUCUCCCAUUGUAGAUACUGACCACCAACUUCUGCGGGACAACACCACAGGGUCUAAUUCUUCCCUCAACACCUCGCUGCCUUCACCUGGUGCCUGGCCCUACAGUGCCUCUGACAAUUCCUUCACCAACGUUCAUAGCACUUCAGCAAAAUUCAGUGAUUACAAAUCAACAUGGUCCCCAGAUCCCAUAGGACACAAUCCCACUCAUCUCUCCAACAAGAUGUGGAAAAACCAUAUUUCCUCAAGGAACACUACAGGGCUGCCCCGCCCACCUCCUGGCCUGACCAACCCCAAACCAUCAUCUCCAUGGAACAGCACAGCACCCCGAUCGGUCAGGGGCUGGGGGGCACAGGACUCAAGGCUUGGCUCUGCAUCUGCAUGGAGUGAUGGUGGCUCAGUUCGUCCUAGCUACUGGCUGGUUCUUCACAAUCUCACUCCACAGAUUGAUGGGUCAACCUUGAGGACGAUCUGCAUGCAGCAUGGCCCACUGCUGACAUUCCAUCUGAACCUGACCCAGGGCACCGCCCUCAUCCGAUAUAACACCAAACAGGAGGCGGCCAAGGCCCAGACUGCACUGCACAUGUGUGUGUUGGGAAACACUACCAUCCUGGCUGAGUUUGCCACAGAUGAGGAGGUUAGUCGCUUUUUGGCACAAGCUCAGCCCCCUACACCUGCAGCAACCCCGAGUGCACCCGCAGCAGGCUGGCAAUCCCUGGAGACAGGACAGAACCAGACAGAUCCAGUUGGACCUGCUUUGAAUCUCUUUGGUGGGUCAACAGGGCUUGGGCAGUGGAGCAGUGGUGGCGGCGGUGGCAGCAGUGGGGGUGAUCUCACUGGCGCUUCAUUGUGGGGACCCCCAAACUAUUCUUCAAGCUUGUGGGGGGUCCCAAGCGUAGAGGAUCCACACAGAAUGGGCAGCCCUGCUCCCUUACUACCUGGAGACCUUCUGGGAGGAGGGUCGGAUUCAAUCUGAACUUAGAACUUUCAACUCUGACCUCGUGACCUUUUUUGGAACAGCAGCAGCACUAACUUGACCUUUUCGUUUUUUUCAACUUGCAAUAAAUACAUUUAUAAAAGGAAAAAAGAAAACGGAGAAAGAAAAAAAGGUGGGUCAUUGACAGACUGUCUGAGCACAUAGUUGCCUCCCUUAUAUAACUUCAGUUUUUUCGUUUGGAAUAUGAAUCCAAAAAGAGAACAUAUCACUCUUGAAAUACUUGAAUCGUGAACGCCAACCUAGAAAGACAAUGUGAAGCAAGUACACAUACCAUUUAAAUUUAAACAGAAAAAAUUAAAAAAAUUAGUUUCUAGUUUUUCACUUUUUCAUGUUAUACGGAAGUUGUUGCUAAGAAACAUAUAUACUGAAAAAAUAGCUUUUUAACUUUGUUUGCACUGGGUGUGUUUCCGUCCUUAGGUCUACCAUGUUGGGUUGGGAUAGGGGAGGGGUUCAAAAGAAUAAGGGGAGGGAGGGGAAGACUUGACGGAGCCUCACUUAAAAAACAACAAAAAAAAAAAAGAAAAAAAAACUUAAAAAAAACCUUAAAAAUUAAAAACCCAUAAAAAAACCAAAACCUAAAAAACAAACAAAACAAAAAAACCAACACUUUGUGAUUGGCUGGUUGAUAAGUACCAGUGUGUUCUGGCACAUGUAACUGCCCACGUGUGCUUGUUUCUGUGUGGGUGCGUGUGCACAUGUUUGUGUGUGUGCAUUUUUUUCUCUCUAUAUAUAAUCUUGAAACGCUGCAUUGCUGAUGGUCUACAGGCUGGCUGGCCAUCUGCAUGUCUUGAUUCUGAAAGCAAGACAGGCAUGGUGGAGUCCCUGUGGCUGAAGCAGAAUCCAGUUGGGCUGGAUUAAAAUUURUCAGUAGGUUUUUAAAAAUUCAUUUUAGCAGGGUGCUGUCUGAAAUCUGCAGAUCAUACAGAGUGGAUAGUUGCUUCCUAGCCCUCAUUCUUAACCUGUGAUAGAGCAGAACACUGCCAUAUCCAAAGGAUUUGGUGAGAAGAGAGACAGUGCUGUCUUUUGAGUAACAGUGUCUUUAUUUAUGUCUGCAUGUGGAGUUUUCGUACUGAAUGAACCCUAGAGUGUUUGUUAUAUAAUGCAAGCCAUUUAUUUCUUCAAACAAGGGGAAAAGAGGAGGAAAGAAGACAUUGCCAUUAUUUGUGCAGCUAGACAAAUGUUCUUAUUCAGUCUCUUGCAAGCUUCAGUACCUUAAAGAAAAAACGUUUCUGUUCUCCCCCAAACCUAAAUAAGCACCCGUACUCAUUCUAGAGGAAUCCAUCAAAAACUUGAAAAUCCAGCCCAACCAAAUUAGCCUUUUAAUUGAUUUACUGCUUGUAUUAAAACUGACAAAAAGCUUAAUAGUGUCAGCAAAGUGCUGGCCGGCCUGCCUCAUCUCCUGAAAGCACAUGCAGCUAACUCCUUCCUGCGUCCUUCAUGGUGAGCGUUACCUGUGCCAGGCCUUGGUGCCAUUACAGCGCCAGACCAUCACUGACAGAAACGUUUACUUACGAAUGUUCUUAAACCAGUGUGUACUUCAAAGGUUUCCUUUUGUUUCUCUGUGUUGUGUCUUUUCCUGUGUACGUGGUUUUGCUUAGGGAGGUAUAUAACUAGCAAAGACUUUUUUUUAAAAAAAAGUAUUGCACCUUUUUAUUUUUUGUUUUUACUUUUUUUUCUGUACUGUUGCUUUUUAAUUUCUGUAUUUAAGGAAAGGUUUGGGGUUUUUUAGCAUCAGUGUAGUAGUACUCUGGGCAGGAUAGGGGUGACCUGUAAUCCACAGUGAUAGCCAGUGUGUGCGUGCCUGUGUGCACUGGGAACCAAACUUUUAAGACCUGUUGUUAUGAAAAGAGUUGUAGCAGACUUGAAGCAACAUCCCUUAACACAAAGCAUGGAGUYUUUUGUGGGAGUGAGGCCGGGGGAAGAGGGAGGAGAGAUGCCGGUACUUUUUCCAUGAGUGCUAGGACUUCCAUGCAGCGUUGUCCAGCUGUUAUACUGUCUAACCAAGUGCCGACAUUCUGUACCAGCACAUAUCUGUCCAUUCCAGCCCUCAGAGGGAGCAGUGCUUUAUCACCUGGCAGAGGGGGGCAGAUAGGGAAGUCUGUUUCUUCAGCAUUUUCAUUGAAGAAUACRACCAUGUCCAAAACAUUUAACUCAUGGGUUUGGUGGGGGGAAGCAAAAACAGAUGCAAGUAAUAGCAGGGAGGUGUGUGCGCGUGUGUGUGCCUGUGUGCUGCGUGGGGAGGGAAGGGCUAGGGAAUACCAUGGCUCUUCUAUUUAAUUCACCCUUUCUGUGUAAACCCAAUGUCACAAGGAAGACUGACUGAUGGAAAUGCUGCAUUUACACAUGCCUGUAGAUUGCAUACACCUUGUAUGCAAAGCGUUAUGUGUAAAAAAGUAUGAAUAGAUUCGUAUUUGUUUAGUAAAUUGGUGUGUGCAGCAUACUCUGGCCCCUUCGGAAUAUAUUUUCCUAUCAUAUCUCCUCCAUCUAUCCCACCAUGCACAAAGAAACAAAAUGCUCUCUUUCAGUUCUUGCUAGCUGGCUAGUGCCYGUCAUGUGCAGGUGUCUGUACGGCUUUGUUUCUCCUCAAAGACCAAGCGCACUCAGACAUGCAGAGCAGGUUCUUAAAAGUCCUGUGCCAGCAGUACUUCCUAGUGAAGCACCUUUGGCCUGAGCAAGCCAGUAUCUGGUCUGUCACAUGAUUUGUUAUACAUGCUGGUUCAUUGCUGUGUUCCACCUUCACUUCUCUCUCCCAGCCUGCCCUAAGGUUCCUUUUCCUGCACUUUGGGCAAGUUGAGUUCAUUGCGAUACUACGGUGAAAGCCGGGUGCUAGAGCCCCUCUUGUUUACAAGACAUAAUGAGGGAUUUGAAAUAUUUAAAAAGAAAAGCUAAAUUGUUCUUCCAUUGUAAGCUUAAAGGGAAAAAAAAAUUAAAACGUAAAAAAAAAAAAAAAAAAAAAAAAAAAAAAAAAAAAAAAAAAAAAAAAAAAAAAAAAAAGACCAAAAAGUGCAUAUAUAUAUUUUAGAUGAAGACUAACUCUGGGAGCAUUUAACAGUGUUUUUGUUUUUAUUUUAACAUUUUAUUUUCCUGCUUUAAAUUUGCAAGCAUUCUCAGGAAUUCUAGGGUAGGAAGCCAGUUUUUUGAAGAUGGUUUAUUUAACCUUAUCUUAUCCUAGAUAGAUGGCUGUUUCUUGUUGAUAAACUUUUACAAGUUCCUGAAUCUUCAAAAUGUUUGAAAGUUUUUACUUUAAAAUAAAAAUGCUAAAAAAAAAAAAAAUUAAAAAAAUCUCCAAAUGUUACUGUCAAGCAAGGGAUCAAGAGUUUUAAAGACUUUCUAAAUUAAGAUACMUAAAGAAAACUUGUCAAUAUCAGCAACAGGAAUUCAUUGCAAUCUUAAAUAAGUUGUGGAAGAAGGGUUAUCAUUUAUAGUGCUUUGUUACUCAUGCAGAUAUGUGUAGUUGCAUGGAGAAGAGCAGUGUGUGAAUGGAAAUCCACUAUUCCCUCUCAAUUGAAACUAAACAAAAAUAUUCUUCCAAGCACCUUUUUUAAAGCAGAGUGAAAGUAUAAACCUUAUUAAAAUGCAAAAAAAGUAGAGCUUAACUGAAAGAAUCCUCGAUUAGGAGGACUAGCAGGAAAUACAUGAUGGUGCUUUUUUGARCCACUUCUAAGCAGUGCUAAAGAAAACCAGUGCUGACAGAAUACUCAGUAAUGAAGUAAUUUUAUUAAUCUGCCUUUUUCAGUACAGAAAAAAAGAAUAUGGAAAAAUUUGAUGAAAAUAUACAUUGGAAAUCAACUUUUCUGUCUUCAGCUAUUUGGUCAGUUUAAUUCCCCACUUGGAGAUUUGCUGCUUGCUAUUCUUCAUCCUCCCCACCUCCCAGUCCUUCUGUUUCAUUUUAUAUGAGGGAAAUAGCUGUUAAACUCCUCUGUUCACCCUGUUGCUGUUGGCUGUCAGGGCUUACAGUCUUGACCUUCAGAGUUCGGUGUUGGGAUGGCCAACUUCAGCCUCCCAGCUCUAAGGGUCAGGGGCUUACUCCACCUGAAACAGCUCGGCUCAAACCACAAAAACCACACUAGUGCCUUGUUACAUGCACCCGCAUGCCCUACAGUAGGUGAGGGGAGGGAAGACGAGGCAAAGUGAGGCAGCAUAGCCACUUCAUGGAAAUAGAUAUACCCAUUCUUAAGGGAAAAAGAGCAUGCCGCAUAAACAAGUCGUGCAAUGAAUUACUUAAUGGUAGUUGAGAUAAGUUAUUAUUAUUAAAAGAAGAAAUCAGAUGCCAAAUUGUCUUUCUUAUAGCAGUUGCCCAGUGUUCUCAUGUUGUGCUGUGUGUGCAUGUGAGUCUGUUGACAAUAAUGCAUCAGUAGUAAUAAUAAUGUGCUUUAAAAAUCCUGUCAUGGGCCAGUAGAAGGAGGGUUUACUUAGAAAGUUUAGGGUUUUGUUUUGUUUUGUUCUAAUGAGGGAUUUUAAGUGCUUUGUCAGAAGCUGUGUUUAUCAGAUCAGCAGUGUCCUAAAAGAGAGGAAACCGUAGCAUUUAGUCAAAAAAAGCCAACAGACUUGACAUUCACUUGGAAGUGGACUGUGACUGACUGCUGAAGGGUUGACAGUCUUAAGUUUCAGCAGUCUGCUGGGUCCAAACCUAUAGUAGUACAACAGUCUGCUCCUCAUUUCCUCAGUGUGCAUCCUGUAAGUGUUAGUGACUGUCUCCUCAGUGACAGUUUCCCUGCUUUGUCAAAGUAAUAUUAAUCUAUUUUUUCCAGCUGCAGUUGACAGAUCUUUAUGGCUUAGUCAUCGCACUUCUAACCAUUGCAAGUGGUGUCUGAGCAUUGUGCUCGCCAGACUCAACUGCUGGGGACAACCAUUGCUUAAUGUUGUAAAAAUCCUGCUACCAUUUGAGCUCCUAAUAGCAAAAAGUCAGCAGGAGUUGCUGUUAGGGUACUUCUGGGCUUUUACAAAAYGGUUGCAGGGAGGGAGUCCAUGGCAGCAUCUUUUUUAAACAUGUUGGCACGGUCAGGAGAAGAGGCUGGGGAAAGCCCAGUUUAGAGCAGACUAUGAGCAUCUUUCCAGAUAAAAAUCCACCUACUUUGCCUACCCUACCUUGCAAUGUCUAUCAAGCUUAGAAUUUUUUAUCUGUUUGAUAAUUCUUUGCUCAAUUUGAGGAUUUCAUCUUAGCAGUGACAGUUCAGAAACCUGUGUUUAGACUUACAACAUUUACUUUGAAAUACUUGCCAUCUUUUCCCAGUUUUCUUCCUAAAAACGCUGCCACAUCUUCCACUGUGUCCUAAUAGUGAAUCCAAAUAGUGUACUGUAGGUUUUUGGGGGGAGGUUUUGGUUAGGUUGGGGGUUUUGCUUCGUUCCUUAUUAUGUUUAACUCAACUUUCUGAUUUUGUUUGUGCAUAUUUUUUUCCUGUUGACUUCAAGAGGAGCACUGUUUGUGUAUCUGAGGUACCCAAAUUUGACCAAGCUUGGUCAAGGAAAUCAGCUGGAUCAGGGUCAGCAUAGCAGAUGAGGACCUGCUGUAUUUCCAGUGAGUGUUGCAUAUAUCACCUUCACUGUAAAUCAUGUGAUCUUAGUAUCCAGGUUCUCAAGUGGAUUGAAAUGCAGGUUUUGUGGAGGCUAGUUAACAUCUCAGGGUAAAUAGUCCUGACUGAGUAGAAGGUAGGGGUUUUUUUAUAAAGAUGUAAGGUUCCCUUAACAGAAGCAGCUUUCUUAAUUGUAAAUAUGCAUGCAUGCUUUGUGGGCAGGAAAGUAAUACCAAGGCAACUAUGUUGAAAUUAAUUAAAAAAAAAUCCAAUAAACAAAUGCUGUUGAAGUGCAACUUUGGUCCUGAAUCUGAAGCAACAUGUACAGAAUCUGUUGGUUUGUCUAAAUUGAUUUUGCAUACAAUAGCAUUUCAGUUCUGAAACUUAUUUGCCACUGUUUUGCAGUUUUAGGAACUGAUAGUGUUAGAUCGUAAUCAGUCAUUCCCACUGUGAUCAAAGUACAGAUAUCUAAAACCCAAACUCUUUCUUUCCUUUUACCUCCAGUACUAGGCUUCCACCUAUGGCAGGAGGAUGUUAACAGUAAUAGGGAGAAAUAUGUGAAAUUUCCCAAUGUAGACAGAGCUGGUACUCCCKGUGGACCUCAAUUCACAUCCAAACCUAAAUCACAAAGCAACAGUUAGGUUGUAGCAGAACUAUUGGUUGGACUAAACGACAGGAGCCAAACUGGAGAUUUUUAGCAGCCUUACUGGUUCAUAUCCUUCACAAUGUUUUGCAUAAGUGUCCCAUUACUGUAAAUAUUGGUGUUGCUGAAUUUUACCAAAGUUCCCCUGCAGUAGAUAAUAGGAAACAGGUCCAUUUUGUAGUGACCCACCAGCCAGAGUUUUGCCUACAGUAGAUUUUAAGGGUCUGUCUACGUUGCUGUUAAAAUUGAGUCUGGGUCCUGUUUAAAAUUACAGCUCUCUAUCUUGUGGUGUUACGUGACUUUCAGCUUCGUUGUGUAGUAACUGUAGCUUCUGAUUCUUGUAUGAAAAGUGAUUUAAGGUUUCAUCUGUGCUACAAAAAGCGCUACAGCUCCUGGUGGGUUGGAGCCUACUUUUAAAACUUGCCAGGSCACUGUAGAUGCAGUUUCAUCUGUAGCAGGCAGCAGACAACAUCUGUUACAGUUUGCCUGUGUGUUACUUUUCAUUGAGCUAUGCAGGAAAGCUUUUCUSUAGAAGUCUCCCAGAGUCCUUGCAAGCUUCUAGCAAAUCAAGUGCCCUCUGCAAAAGAGCCGUUUUUGCCCUGUAUGUGUGACAGUUGGGACUGGUGACAUUCAGCAGUAUUAGGGUUCCUGUUAACUUUGUAGAGAGAAAGGGAGUUUGACUUGACUCUGACAGCCCUUCUGUAAAGUAAUACAGAGUACUCCAGGGAAAAAGAACAACAAAAAAAGGGAAGAAUGCCUUGUGCCAGCCAGCGUUAAGUAUUUAAGUAUUUUUAGCAGCAAACAUGCUUGACUGUGGUGGGCAGAGGGGAAGAGACUGGAGAAUUUUGCAUGAAUGCGCAAAGGAGGCUGUGUUUGGCAAGAAAUGUUUCCUUGAGCACUAAAUGCCUCUUCUUGGCUGUUGGUGUGUUUUGUUACGUUCUCAGAACUAACUUCCUCAUUUUUUCAAUGUUUGUUUUUAUUAAUUGAGAUGAAGUGGAAGCUCCUCCUGUUUCAGAUGAGACACAACCAACCAUAAGUGAUCAUUUUCUUCAUCAUUUACUGUUGAGCAGGUUGCACAGCUUGUUAGAAUAGCUAUUUUAGUGACAUGGUUAUGAUAUUAUGUGCUUUCUUUCCCCUCCCUCUCCUUGCCAGAUAUGGCUUACCCUUUCUAUAUAAGGCGCUGUGUGGGUUUUUUUGUUUUGUUUUGGGAACAUGUGAAGAAGAAGCAAAAUGAAGCAAAAAUGCAAGCCAAGGUAAACAGCCUUACUUUAGAGGGUAGCCUUACAACAGAGCUUUAUAGUGAGUGUGCUGUAUUCCAAAAUAUGUAAGCCAAAAACAAACAAAAAAAAAGCAUUCAUUUAUGCAAAAAAAUUUAAAAGAGGUGUUAGAAGACUUCUUUAAUAUGUACCUUCUAAAGGUGGAGUAAGGUCUCACCAAGUGAUACAUUAUUGUGAUACUUCUUGCUGGGUCAGUUGGAAUGGGUUGGGGUAUAAGCGCUUAACAUUUCCUCCUAUGUUUUUACAAGCAGUAAGUUAAAUGUGGUAUUUAUGAAUGUGCCUUUGUGAGUAUAGUGACUGUCUAAUUGAGGAGACCGCUUGGGCUGGAGGGGAGACAAUGGUCAAUUUAUUCUCUCAAGAGGUCAGACAUUGAAAUGGCAGCCCACUGGUCCCUUUUUGACAAGCAGCAUCUUUGGCUGGUCUCUACACUGCACAAUACGUAUUCAUAUGUGGUAGAGAUUGGGGUGGGGGGUGCAAAGGGAUGUCAUGUGAUGCACAGAAGCUGUUGAUAGUUUUAGGCUAGUCUGCCACUGCAGGUUGAGUUUGUGUAUGUAAUAUGUGGCUUCUCUUUCUGUUUGUGUGCAUGAGUGUGAGUGCGUGUGGCUUUGGUUUUUUAUAAGCACUGGAGAAUUGAAACACAAUGAUGUUUGAGACAAAUUUAUACAUGUAGAGAAGAUGAUGUUUUGUAGCUUCUGUUAAAUAGUGGGUGCAGGCACACUUUUACCCUCUCUGCCCGUGUCCUAAUAAGCAAAACAGAAAUUUUUUUUCAACCCUUCAACUUCCAGCACACUUAAUGUUGCCAUUUAAAUAAGCAGGGUAUUACACAAGAAGUAAAAAAGAGUUUUUGAAAUGGUGAGGUAGAAGUGUUUAAAAAGAAAAAAUCUGAAGUAAUUUUUUGUUUCUUCAAAACUGUUUGUAGCUAAACAUGGGAAUCUGCAGUGUCUCCUUCCAUUUGUUUUUUUUUUUCCUAAUAAUUCACCUCUUUGUCCCACCCAAAAUAUGAGGUGUACAAGAUCAAGAGCUGUUGUUGUAGCGCUUUGUAAUUCCCACCCUGAAAAGAAACUCCAGUGGGAUCCCUCAGCUCUAUUCAGGAAGACAAAGAGAGGAGAGACUCUGCAGUUUUCUUUGCUUCGCUCUCAUUCCUCUCUAAUGGCCUUGAAAUGUAUUAUUAUGCAAAUGUGAAUUUUGAUACUGAACUUAAGAAGAGGUUGUUUGUUCUUUUUUCAAAAAAAAAAAAAAAAAGGUCCCAUAUGUGGUCAGCAUUGCUUCUUUAUUUUGUAAGUGAAUUGUAAACUAUGCAUUCUGCAAAGGGGGUGUAGGGGACAAAGAUACUUUGGUAAACUGUUCAGGAGUUUCUGUGUCCAUGGCAUACCUAAUAUAGUUUGGGGAAGUAGGGAAGUGAUAACUUUGAAAUAAGGAAUCGAUAAGAACCUUUCUUUUGUCAGAAGCUGGCCAGUAGAUAACUGGGCAGAGAUUUGAAUAACUGAUGUUGGCUGCAAAACAAAAUCAGCUCUCAGCCUUGCACAAGGCUGUGAAUUCAGCCACACAGUGUUAACGUGGGGCCAAAAGUGUGAAUGGGACACCAGAUCUAACUGGGGAGCUAUCUACCACCUCYUGUGCUCUGGCCCUUGUUAAGCUCAGGAAACCCACUGCCACAGGCACUGGGGUUUUUUGGAUUUACUACUCAUUUCAGCAAUCGUUAUGCUCUUCCAGGAGAAUUGGAACAUGGCUGGUCCUGGAUAUCUUCCUUAUCCUUAAAAUUUUCAUUGCUGCUAUUUCUGGCACAGGUCAUACAGUGACAACACAGCUGUGGGCAAGAUGGUGGAGAUGGUACUUACUUUCUAGUGCUGAUCAAAGCCCAGCUAUGAGCUCUGUGUUUUUACAACAUCAGCAGCUACCAGUGUUUUGUUGUCUGGUGUUGCUGCCAGUGAUUUAUCACUGAUGUUGUCAGUGUGUGAAAUGUUAGGGAAAAGAGACUGAUAUGUAGGCCAGGUCCUCUCAAUUUAAAAGAAACUAUCCUAUUUUUAUUGUAAGAUGAUAUCAUAGUAGUCAUUAAAAAGUAUUUACUUCCUCACAUCUCCAAAAUGCAGUCAUUGUGAAUUAUGUGCAUUCCUUGAAGCUUGCUGAGCUUCCAGGAAGAGUCUCCUUCAGAAAAAAUAUAGAUCUCAUUGCUCUCUCUCAUUCUAAUAGGGACCUUU